AUGCUUCGACAAAUACCAAUUCGAACGGCCGCGGCUGCUCCUAGCUGGCUGCUCUUCCGAUCCUCCUUCCUCAACACCACAAGACUGCUCACCACCGAAGCAGCAUCAACAUCACAAUCCUCUACGCCUCCUCCUUCAUCUUCAGCAGCUGCCUCGGCCAUGUCAACACAGCCAAGGCAAUUGUCCUACCUUGUUGAGCGCACACCUUCGAAGAACCUCUCUGUCUACAACGACGCAAGAGCCGGAGGCACCAAGAAGCAGACAGUGGUCAAGAAGAUCGUGGGAGAUGCCAGAGCCUUGAGAGAUGAGAUUGCCGAGGAGCUGAAGUUCCCCAAGGACGACGUCAAAAUAAAUCCCGUCACCGGUCACAUCAAAAUAAAGGGCUUCCACGCGGACAAGGUGCAAAAAUGGCUGGAGGCUCGGGGAUUCUGA
Molecule: messenger RNA, 432 nt
Organism: Diaporthe amygdali
Lineage: Eukaryota; Fungi; Ascomycota; Sordariomycetes; Diaporthales; Diaporthaceae
Exons: 2
Coding region: 1-432 (143 amino acids)
Biological process (GO): translation
Cellular component (GO): mitochondrial large ribosomal subunit; ribosome
Molecular function (GO): structural constituent of ribosome
Source: RefSeq, a predicted model, not a curated record